AUGGGAAGCGCUUCCGUAAUCUCGGUGACCCCACGACUUGUUGCAGCGCCGCUGUCGGCCUACGUGGCGCCGCAGCAGCAGACGGUGGACGUGGGGCGGCCCGCGCAACUCAACUGCUCCACCGAGGGCCACCCCCAGCUGGCCGUCUCCUGGCUCAAGGACGGCCGGCCGCUCCACACCUCCAGCAGGGUCAGGCUGCUAACACCGCAGACACUGCGCAUCGAACACGUGGAGCAGCAUGAUGCAGGGAUGUACCAGUGUGUGGUCUCCAACAAUGACGAGACUGCUCAAGGAACAGCACAGAUCUCAUUGGGAGAUGCGGCGCCAGUGCUGGUGAAGACGUUCGGCGCGGCGACGCUGACGCCAGGUUCCGCGUGGUCUGCAGAGUGCGAGGCCGCUGGCUCCCCGCUGCCCUCCGUGUCCUGGCGGCGCGACGGCCACGCCCUCACCACCUCACAGCAGCACACACUGCAGUCGCUGUACACCCUCCAAGCUGUUCACCACCCUGCUGGAGCAAAUGUAAUCUCAAUGGACUGCUCACUUGCUCGAACGACAAUUGACAGGAGCUACCUGAGACAUAAAAUAUCAUUGCCCCCGGUAAAAGAGAACUGCAAUAGAGUCGCAGAGGACGGCGGCGUGUACGAGUGCGUGGCCAGCAGCGCGGCCGGCGCCGCCUCCCACGCCGCCCCCCUACACGUCGUGGGCCCGCCCCACGUCCGGCCCAUGCCAGACCAGAGGGUCGUCGCCCACACCGACGCCGCCUUCCACUGCCGCGUCACCGGCUACCCGAUCAGCCAGAUACGCUGGGAGAAGGAGGGAACCACACUACCGGACAACGACAGACAGCAAGUGUUCCAGAAUGGGACACUCAUAAUACAGAACAUGCAGAAACAUUCCGAUGAGGGAGGUUACGUGUGCGUAGCGACAAAUCCGGACGGACUCACUUCAAGGAGCAAGCUGAAUAUUCAGGUCCUGGAACCCCCUCAGAUAGACCCAAUAUCGACAAAGCCGGACCUACAGAGAGGAAUGCGGACGCACCUGUCUUGUAUCGUCAGUAAAGGCGACCUCCCGAUCGAGAUCAGCUGGCUGAAAGACGGCGCGCCGGUUCCCCAGGACGAGGAGGUCUCCGAGAAGACCAUCGACGACUACUCGAGCACGCUCAGCUUCCGCAGACUCGCUCCCAGGCACGCCGGAAACUACUCCUGCCACGCGGCCAACGCAGCAGCCUCCGCCCACUACACUGUGCAGGUUACUGUGAACGAGCCACCAUCUUGGAAGCGUCAGCCGAAGGACACGCAAGUGGAGGCCGGCAGAUCCGUGACGCUGCCCUGCUCUGCGGACGGUUCUCCUGUGCCGAGAAUCCUCUGGAAGAAGGAUUCCGGGUCCUCGCCACCCAACUUCCAGGAUGUCAGCAUGCUCAUGUCCAACUACAAGAUUCUGGAUAACGGCAGUCUGUGGAUUCAUAGCGCCCGCCCAAUGGACAAAGGACAUUACCUAUGCCAGGCUGCCAAUGGAUUUGGAAUUGGGCUUAGUAAAGUCGUUUACGUCGAUGUGAGAGUGCCGGCAAGAUUUCAUAGACCGUUUCAAAAUAUCACAGCGGUCAAAGGAAGUUCAGCAACGCUUGACUGUACCGCCGAUGGGGACAAACCUGUCACCAUAAACUGGUUUCAGAAUGGCCACCCUUUUGAUGCUACUCGUCACGAAAGAGUUACUGCAGAAGAGAUAGCAACACGUAAUGGAAUGACAUCCAAACUGGAAUUCAAACGCGUAGAGCGAAAGGAUACGACACAUUUUGUUUGUGUCGCGUCGAACAAGUACGGGACAGACAGAUCAGAAAUUCUGCUGGUAGUUCAAGAGCCGCCAGACACUCCGCUGAACUUCCACGUUUCCAACUACAGUAGUCGCAGUGUGAGUCUGAGCUGGGAACAGCCGUACGACGGGAACAGCCGCAUAACGCACUACGUGGUCCAGUACAAGAACGCUUCAGUUACAUGGCAUUGGAAUGUUGCCCAGGUGCUGGUGCAAGGAGGCCAGCAAAAUGUGACCGUGUCUGGCCUUCUGCCCGCCCGAGUUUACCAGUUCAGGGCCCUCGCUAGUAACUCCGUGGGAACGUCCAAUGCGACCAGAGCGCUCUCGGUCACCACAAUGGAGGAGCCCCCUGAAUCCCCACCCAGGGAUGUGAAAGCUAGGACGAAAAGUUCAGAGAGUCUUUUUGUUACAUGGAAGCCACCAGAAGAGAAAUUUCAAAAUGGAGAAAUUCUGGGAUACUACAUUGGCUACAGAAAAACAAACUCUUCUGAUGCAUUCCAUUACAAGACGUUCGAAGUAAUUCCAGGAAUGCCGCUGCAAGGCCUCCUCACCAACCUGCAGAAGUUCACAGAGUACACGGUUCUGAUACAGGCGUACAAUAAGGCUGGAGCAGGUCCCAAGAGCCCAGAAGUUACCGCCAUGACAGAUGAAGACGUUCCUGGAGCGCCUCCAGAAGACGUUAAGUGUAAGCCUUUGUCUUCUCGCGCCCUGUUUGUUCAGUGGUCCUCUCCCACUGCUGAGAUCAAUGGAGUGCUGCAGGGUUACAGGGUCUCGUACCGAGCUCUGUCCGACUGGGAAGAGCCUUCGGCCCCCGCAGAGCGCGUGACGCAAGAGGAGCGGCUGGAGCUGAGCGAGCUGCAGAGCUUCCGCAACUACAGCCUGGAGGUGCGGGCCUUCACCAGGAAGGGCGACGGCGUCCCCAGCCAGCCCGUCUUCUGCACCACUCUGGAGGACGUUCCAGGAGAACCAGCUGACAUCAAAGCGCUUGUUAUGGAUUCACAAACGAUCCUGAUUUCAUGGAGGCCACCAAAAUAUCCCAAUGGAAGACUGACAAAGUACAAAGUCUACAUUAGAUCGCUCGAUGGAUUUGGUUUGACGCGGGACCGGUUCGACAUCCCGGCGGGCCAGACGUGGUACCGCGUGUCGCACCUGGCGGAGCAACGCCGCUACGAGCUGUGGGUGUCGGCGGCCACGGCGGCCGGCGAGGGCGCCCCCUCGCGCCGCGUGCAGCAGGCGCCGUCUGGUCGCGCGCCCGCCAGGAUCGCCUCCUUCAGCCGACAGAUGGCAGCACCGCCGCGCGCCCAGCUCUCACUGCCCUGCCUCGCCGUGGGGCAGCCGCCGCCCGUGCGGCGCUGGACCAAGGAGUACGUCUCGCAUAACCACACUGUCUCAACUCUCCAUGUUCUUCUGGGUGUCCAGGAGCAAAAUUUAAAUAAUAAUUUCUAA
Molecule: messenger RNA, 3255 nt
Organism: Schistocerca piceifrons (Central American locust)
Lineage: Eukaryota; Metazoa; Arthropoda; Insecta; Orthoptera; Acrididae
Product: Down syndrome cell adhesion molecule-like protein Dscam2
Exons: 16
Coding region: 1-3255 (1084 amino acids)
Molecular function (GO): protein binding
Source: RefSeq, a predicted model, not a curated record